This is a messenger RNA of Zerene cesonia (dogface butterfly), 1643 nucleotides long. Its product is annotated as leptin receptor gene-related protein. Gene Ontology annotation, cellular component: endosome. The transcript has 4 exons. The coding region runs from base 189 to 581 and encodes 130 amino acids. Gene Ontology annotation, biological process: late endosome to vacuole transport via multivesicular body sorting pathway. Lineage: Eukaryota; Metazoa; Arthropoda; Insecta; Lepidoptera; Pieridae. The record is from RefSeq and is a predicted model, not a curated record.
CAGUUGAAAAGUGAAAAUAUCUUAAUUGCAGGGCAACGUAUUGUAAUUGAACAUUCUUAUUAAUCUACUCAACUUUAUUUGUAAUUUGUGAUCUGUGUUGUGAUAUUGACAAAAUUUAGAAAACAGGCCUUGUGUUAAAUAAACAAAUUACUAAGGUUUCCUUACAAUAAAUACCAAAAUAAAUCACAAUGGCUGGAAUUAAAGGACUGGUGUCGCUAGCAUUUGCUGGUUCAAUCGGGAUGACAUUUGUUAUAUUAGCAUGUGCCUUACCACAAUAUAAACUAUGGUGGCCAUUUUUCGUAGUACUAUUUUACAUCCUUUGCCCAAUACCAACAAUGAUAGCUCGGCGCCACACAGAAGGCACUGGUGGUACAAACUCACCAUGCAUGGAGACGGCUAUAUUCAUAACUAUGGGUAUUCUUGUGAGCUCCUUUGCACUGCCUAUAGUUUUAGCCCGCGCGUCUGUGAUUUUGUGGGGAGCCUGUUAUUUGACUCUAGCAGGCAACAUCAUAGUGUACCUCACUAUUCUCGGAUUCUUCACGAUCUUUGAUAUGGACGAUUCUGAUUAUGCAAUGUGGUGAGAAAUCUAGAAUGUGUCCCAACAUUCACUUGAGAGAAAGACAUUCACAAGGCAGAUUUUUGUAUAAGAUAAUAUGUUGUGUUAAUCAUUUAUUAUAAGAGUGAAUUAAUGAUGCUGAUGUUAGGAUUUAGAGUUUUAUUUACUUCAGUGUAAUUUAAAAAUCUAUACCCAAUUUUUAUUUAUGAAUAUUAUAAGAUUGUUUUUUUUUUAAUUUCGAUAAUUGUCACUUAAUUAGUAUAAGAAACGGAACCUGUGUAUUUUUUUACAAAAACGUAACUCGUAAAUUAAUUAGAAACGAUAGGUAACCAAUAAUUAUUAUGGAAUGAAUCGAAUAUUGUCUAACUGCUUAAAUUUGGGUGUCUAAAAAUAUGAAUCUUGCAAAGUACAGUAUUGUUUUUAUAUUGAUAUUUUGUAUGUUGAUUACGUUUUGCUUACAUCGUUUCUAUGAGCAUCUUCACUGAGAGAUGGGAAUGAUUAUCUUUUAUAAAAUUACUAAAUAUAAUAUUAGUUCAUUAUAUUUUAUAAAUAAUUAUUUAUAGUUAUAAAGAAAAUAAUAUUAAAUACACAUAUAACAUAUUUUAUUUAACUUUGGUGAAAGUACAUGUAAGUUUAUACUAAAAUCUUAAGAGUAUUUAUUUAAUUCAUCCAUAACUUUAUCUUGUAUAAUGAUUGAUAGUAACAUUUUGAUUUCUUCAAAAUUACAUUCCUGUGUUAUGAUUUUUUUGUAUAUACGUAACAAACAACGGUUUAUCUGUCAAUAAAACACUAAAAAAAACAACAACAGUAUACCUACUGCGACUGUUUUAGAUAAGUUGAAAUUUGCAUCUGCCUUCGAUUUUAAGACGUUAUGUAUUUACCAACAGCAGUCAAUAAAAUGGACAUGUACUAUUAAAAUUUUUGGAUCAUCCGCAUCGCUUUAUAGUGAUUGGCGCGACUUGUGCUGGAAAAUUGGACGUGUUGAAAAAAAAUACUCUCGAAGAAAAAUCGACGCUUUGAGACAUCGUUUUUAGAUUAAUGUUAUUGGAUCCUGGUCACAAUAAAUAUCUAACCAAAUCUUUGUAAA